Messenger RNA from Sebastes umbrosus (honeycomb rockfish), 4778 nucleotides. RefSeq names its product desmoglein-2-like. The record is from RefSeq and is a predicted model, not a curated record. NCBI's taxonomy places the organism in Eukaryota, Metazoa, Chordata, Actinopteri, Perciformes, Sebastidae. Bases 125 to 3751 code for a protein of 1208 amino acids. Gene Ontology annotation, molecular function: calcium ion binding. Gene Ontology annotation, biological process: homophilic cell-cell adhesion. Gene Ontology annotation, cellular component: desmosome; plasma membrane. The transcript has 15 exons.
UCCUACUCCUCAUUCAUAACCUCCUCCUCGCCUCCAUCAGCUCACAGUCUGUCGGGAACUCUUACUGGCGCCACUGGGACUCUACCGGUUCACUUGAUACAGAUAACAGGACUUCUCUCCAGUCAUGACUCGGGUUUCUCCUCCCGUCUUUGUGUUGCUGCUAUGUGCGGCUGUUGUUGUGGUGAUUAUUAAGUCUGGAGACAAUCUGGUAAGAAAAAGAAGAGAAUGGAUUCUCCCUCCAAAGCCACUGCACGAAAAUGUGGACUACACUAAACAGGAGUCUAUUGCCAAGAUUCGGUCAGAUUUUGAAACUGACUCAAAUAUUUACUACUCUCUGGAAGGUAUUGGUGCAAAUCAAUAUCCCUUCCACGUGUUUGUAGUAGACUAUAAAACUGGAUUAAUUAGGGUGACCAAAGUACUCGACAGGGAGGACAUCGAUACGUACAAUCUGUCUGGUGUUGCUAAGUACCGUGAUGGCAGAGAGGCAGAGAGAAAAAUUAACCUACGAAUCAAGGUCGUCGAUGAGAACGACAACGCACCAGUGUUUGGAGUCAUAAAGCCCGGGGAGGUGCCGGAGCUCAGUGCUGCAGGAACUUCAGUUAUGAAAAUAACUGCAACUGAUGUUGAUGAACCAGGGAAUGAGAACUCUCAGAUCGCCUAUUUCAUCGUUGAUCAGAACCCACCUGGUGACAUGUUCUACAUUACCAAGGAUGGGACCAUCCACGUCAAAAAUUCUGCCCUGGACAGAGAGAAAGCAGAUAAGUACACUCUGACAGUGAAAGGUCAAGACUUAAACGGCAAACCAGGGGGAAAGAGUGGAACCGGCACAGUCACCAUUAAUGUACGAGAUGUGAAUGACAACCUUCCCACUCUGGAAAAAGAGCAGUAUGAGGGCAGCAUCGAGGAGAACACACAGAAUGUGGAGGUGAUGAGGAUCAAAGCAGAGGACCUGGACCUGAAGGACACAGACAACUGGAAAGCUGUGUUUGACAUUGUCAAAGGCAACGAGGCUGGGUACUUCAGCAUCCAUACAGACCCCAAGACCAACGAGGGCGUCCUAAUGCUCGACAAGGCUGUGGACUAUGAGGAUAUGAAGAACCUUGACCUAGGACUAGCUGUGAGGAACGUGGCUCCAUCGUAUGAUGGAUCUGCGACAAAUGCUGGAGCUGGUAUAGGUUUCGGAGGGGGGGCAGGUGGAGCAGGUGGAGCUGGUGGAGCAGGUGGAGCAGUUGGGGCAGGUGGGGCAGGUGGGGCAGGUGGGGGAUGGAUAUCAGCCGGGGCAGGGGGAGCAGGCGGGGCAGGGGGACCAGGGGGACCAACUGGUGCAGGUGCUGGUGUGGGAGGUGGGUCUGGAACAGGGGGAUCAGGGGGACCAACUGGUGCUGGUGGGGGAAGUGGGACAACAACAUGGCUAGGUGGGACCACAUUUAAAACCUAUCCACUUAAAAUCAAUGUGAAGAACCAGCCGGAGGGGCCAAGUUUUGACCCCAAAGUCAAAGCUAUUCCCAUCUCAGAAGGAAGCAGCUACACCACUAAGGAUGUUAUUGCCCAAUACCAGGCAACAGAUGAAGACACUGGGAAACCAGCUGAGAAUGUCAGGUAUGCCAAGAACUCCGACCCUGACAACUGGCUGAUCAUCGACCCAAAGACAGCUGAGAUCAGACUGAACAAGAUGCCUGAUAGAGAAUCCCCAUACCUGGUCAAUGGGACAUAUUUAGCUGAAGUACUCUGCAUUACAGAAGACAUGCCCUCUAAAACAGCGACCGGCACAGUAGCCAUCGAGGUGGAAGAUGUUAAUGACAACUGCCCCACCCUGACCAGUACCUUCCAGACUAUGUGUACCACUGCUGAUAGUGUUAUCGUGAACGCUAAAGAUGAUGAUGACUUCCCUAACGGGCCUCCGUUUCACUUUGCCGUCAAACCAGAGGGCACUCAGGGCAAAUGGCGCGUGGAGCAAUUAAAUGCCACUGCAGCUAUCCUGAGGGCCCAAGAGCCCAUGUGGCCUGGUUCAUAUGAGGUGGAGUUUAUGGUGACAGACCAGCAGGGACUGUUCUGUCCAGAACCACAGAAAGUGACGGUCCAAGUUUGCACCUGUGAGGAAGGGGUUGUGUGUGGAAAACGAGGGGCCCAAGGUCAGAACGACAAAGGAGCAUCGUUAGGACCUGGAGGCAUCGGACUGCUAUUCCUGGGCCUGCUGCUGUUACUACUCUUUCUUCUGUUGCUGCUCUUCUGCCAAUGUGGCGGGGCUGGGGGUCUGCCAGGGGGCUUUACUAAAAUGCCUUUCGAGACCAAAUCACACCUCAUUAAUUACCACACCGAGGGUCAGGGAGAGAACACGGCGGUGCCGUUGCUGAACAUGCCAACACAAGAGGCAGUGGUGCCCAUCCAAAGUUUCGAUAUCCAGAAAUCCGUCGUUGAUGGGAUGAACGGGGCUGCCUAUCAAGAGGGUUAUGGAAGUGGGGCUAUUGGAAUUGGCCAGGGAGAGUGGGGGACGAUGAACCAGACGAACGGCAGUGUCUUCCACUCUGAGUUUGAUGGCAGAGAAUCACAAGGAGGUGGAGGAAUGUAUGACGGCAUGGCUCUGCCAGACCACUUCCUGGGACAGUAUUACUCUCAGAAGGUGCUCAGCGAUAACGAGAACCUUGGCGUGAAGGACUGUCUUUUGGUUUAUGACUACGAGGGCCAGGGCUCCCUCGCUGGGUCAGUGGGCUGCUGCAGCCUCCUGGAGUCUGACAACGACCUGCGGUUCCUCGAUGACCUCGGGACGAAGUUCAAGACCCUGGCUGAAGUGUGCGGAGGCAAGAAGAUCCCAAAUGAAGUGUUCACUCCUCGGCCCAGUGCCUCCAUCAACACUCAGACCUCAUUGUCAAGUUUGAUGACUGCCCAACAGCUGCCCCCUCUACCCAAGCCGACCCCCCCUCAGACUGUGGUCAAGGAGGUAUCGGAGGUGGUGAAGGAAAGCACGGCCACAGUGAGGAAAGAGAUGCCCUCAGUGAGUACAGGGAUGACCAUAGUGAAGGAAGGGAUGCCCUCAGUGAGUACAGGGAUGACCAUAGUGAAGGAAGGGAUGGCAAAUCAAGGCCAAAUGCUCCUGCUACAGCCGCAGCAGCAACAGCAGCCUGUCUACUACACCACCGCCCCUGUGAUGCAGCCCAUGCACUACGUAGUCCAGCCACAGGUUCAAAACACUGUGCUGCUGGCUGAGGCACCAGCUACCAACCUGCAGGGCAUGGUACUGGUUAACGGCAUCCAGACUGGACCUGCCCAAGGCAUGGUUGUACAAGGGCAGACAAUGAUGUCCAGCGGACAAGCCCAGGGCCCGCACAUGAUGCUGGUGGAGAGGAGCGGAAUCCAGGGCGGCGGUGCCAAUCUGGUCCACACUGGCAACCUCUCUGGCUCCCAGACCAUGAUGGUGGUGGAGGGCAGGGUCCCAGCAGGGUCAAUGAAAGGGCUGAAUGGAAGCCAGAUUGGUGUCGUGCAGGGGGGCACUCUGCAGUCAGGAGGGCUUUCAGGAUCUCAGAGCGUCCUGGUGGUCGGAGGGCCAACAAGCAGUGGAGGGCAGCUGGUCCAGGAGGCAGGAGGUCCGUCCCAGAAGAUUGGGUCUCUCUCUGGGUCUCAAAGAGUUCUCUACAGCAAGGGCAGCUCAUCCAUGGGUCCCCAGAGCGGCACGCUGGGUUCCUCUACCACCACAGUGAGUUCUAUCCCCACCUACAGCAAGGUGGUGGUGCAGGAGACGAGAGAAAUUCGCUGAAUGAGAGAUUGUCAGGACAAGAGAGGACCUUUCCAGUGAUGCCAAUCAGACUGUUACUCUGGCCUGGUCGAGGGGUGGUGAUGGGAUGCUUGUGGGACUCAACUAAUGCAAGACUGCUAAUGGAGAGAGGGAAGGAUCCCCAUAAUCCCUCUUUUAAAUUUGACAGUACAGUUUUCAACAAAGUUAACAAUAUAUAUCACCAGUCAUUGCUCCACUUGUUACAGUACUAUCUUUAACUCUGUUCAAUUUUGAAAACACACUCUCUCUCUCUGUCUCUCUCUCUCUCUGGUACCUGAUUGUUGUACACUGGCAAUAUUUGUUUAUAUUAUGUUUAUUUCUUGUUUAUAUCUUAUAUUGUAUUGGUAUUCUUACUUUAUUCUGACAUUUUGAACUAUUCUAUUGUUAUUUUUGCUGCCUAUUUGCACCAACAAAGCAAAGCAAAUUCCUAGUGUAUACCUGAUACACCUGGAAUAGACAAGAUUCUGAUUCUGAUUCUGAUUCUUUAACUAGACAUCACCAAUCAUUGCUCCACCUGUUAGAGUACCAUCUUUAACGAGAUAUAACCAGCCAUUGCUCCACCUGUUACAGUACCAUCUUUAACUCUGUUCAAUUUUGAAUACACAAACAUACGUAAAAUGCUAAAUGAUAAAAAAAAUAUCAGCCACCCACCCAGUACCACCCACCACCCUCCCAGUACUACAUCACCACCCUCCCAGUACCAUAAUUAACCAGUAAUCAUAAAUACUUCUUCUUCACCGUCUGUGAUAACUGAGCUCAACUGAAGGCCAUGAGAUGUGGCUGACAGGUCUGGAAGAAAUCUAGGAAGUGGACCUUGAGUUAUUAAGCUCAAAAUGUGGCAUAUCUAACCAGUUGAAACUGUUUAAACAGUUGAUCAAUCUAAAACCAACUGUAAGGAUGUAACCGAGUGUAAUCACAUCAUUAAAUAGGAUUAAAGCUACAGUAUGUUGUGUUAACAGAAGUUAUAAUUGUUGACAAAUAUUUCAGUGAAUAAAUGCGCUUAUAUCUG